GUUAAACAAGAGACAUUUGAUGUGGAAAAAUUGAUUCAACUGCUACUUGAAUCGAUCAGUGACAAGUUGCGACCACUGAAGCUGGCCGAGACCCGUUUGAAAGAACGAACACAGCGACAGAAUGUCGAAUUAUGCUUUGAUGAGGCCAUGCGAAAUUUGCAAAACGAAGUUGUCGAGAUUCGGGGUGCUAUUCGAAUGCUUAAAGAUCGUGCCAAACACGCUGAAAUGACGUUAUCACGACUGAAACACAACCAAUCCGGUUUGGAAAACGAUAUAGCAGUCAAAGAGAACUCACUUCAGAUCGAUCAACGUUGUUUGAACGCGCGGAGGACAUUCCCCAUACGAGAUAAACGAGGCUCGUUGUUCUCCUUACCAGUAUGCUAUUAA
Molecule: messenger RNA, 387 nt
Organism: Echinostoma caproni
Lineage: Eukaryota; Metazoa; Platyhelminthes; Trematoda; Plagiorchiida; Echinostomatidae
Source: the annotation of a GenBank genome assembly